Hylaeus volcanicus is the source of this 2793-nucleotide messenger RNA. RefSeq names its product inositol polyphosphate 1-phosphatase (gene Ipp). The record is from RefSeq and is a predicted model, not a curated record. Gene Ontology annotation, molecular function: inositol-1,4-bisphosphate 1-phosphatase activity. The transcript has 5 exons. Bases 324 to 1421 code for a protein of 365 amino acids. NCBI's taxonomy places the organism in Eukaryota, Metazoa, Arthropoda, Insecta, Hymenoptera, Colletidae. Gene Ontology annotation, biological process: phosphatidylinositol phosphate biosynthetic process.
AUUUAAAUUUGCCGCUCGAGGACUUUUAUUUUCAAAUAUAUACUGUACAAAGUUAUUAUAUAUUUAUUUCUUACAAAAUUUGAUUAGCAAAACAACGAAGAAAUGAUAACUUCUUGUAAUAGAGUCAUUUUCGUGUGAAAUAUAUUAUUUGAAUUUAAUAUCGAUAGUAAGUUUAAUAGGACGAAAAUGGAACUACCUGCUUACGUCAAUAGCUAAUUAUAAUACACGUACUAUUAAUUUAAUAUUCUAGUACUGUCAUUCUGUAUACUUCAAGCGAUUAAGGUAACGUACAAUUUAUUAAAAUUCCUGACAUAAAAAUUAAAAUGAAAGACGGCAGCAGAUUGCUAUCAAUUCUUUUGAAAGUUUCGGAAAAAGCAGCAAACAUUGCAAGAGCCUGUAGACAGAACGAUGCUCUGUUUAAAUUACUUGUGCAAGAAAAAUCAGAGGAGGAGAAGAAUCCACGCUUUUUUCAAGAUUUCAAGACACUGGCAGAUGUUCUUAUACAAGAAACAAUUAGACAUGACUUAGAAAUUGAAUUUCCAGAAUUGGCAAAGGUAGUACAGGGUGAAGAAAAUAACACAUUUAGCAAUGCCAUGGGUGAAUCUAUAGUGGUAGAAGUUUGCUCUACCAUUGAAGAAACAACUCAGUUAUUAGCCAAAGUGAUGGGCAGUGAUACUGCAACUGCUGAAUUAUUAGCAACCGAAGUUCACAAAGAUGUUCAAUUCCUAGAUGUUCCAGUGGCUGCAGAACUGCCUCUGGAUUUUGAUAUUAAUAUUUCUGAUCUUGGAAUAUGGAUAGAUCCAAUUGAUUCAACAGCAGAUUAUAUAAAUGGAGGUGAAAAGGUGGAUGAUGUCACUGGCAUGCACUUGAGUGGUUUAAGGUGUGUUACUGUCUUGAUUGGGGCAUAUUUGAAGAGCACAGGCAUACCAGUUGUUGGGGUAGUUAAUCAACCUUUUUAUACAAAUGAGAAUUUAUCAUGGAAAGGCAACUGUUAUUGGGGACUUGUGGAAAAUGAUACUGGAAAAUGUUCCAUAAAUGAAGAACCUAAUGAUAAAAUGAUAGCUGUUAUUAGUAGAGUAGAAGAUGUUAAUAUAAAAUCUAAACUAUUAAAUGCUGGGUUCACAUUAGUAGAAGCUACAGGAGCUGGUUAUAAAAUUUUAAGUGUUGCUCUUGGACAAGCUGAUGUUUACAUUUUAUCAAAAAGUUCUACAUACAAGUGGGAUACUUGUGGUCCUCAUGCCCUUUUACGUUCUUUACAUGGGGGCAUCAUUGAAUUCCAGACAUUUAUAGAUAAUUCUGAUUUAAACUAUACGGAUAUAAAAUAUAUAUCUACAACUAAUAAUUCGUCAAAUAGCUCUGGUUUGAUAGCUUAUCGGAAGUUUGAAAGCUUGCAAACUUUAAAAUCUAUUUUAUGCAAAUAAUGCAUUUCUAACACUGCUGAUUAUAGUAUUAUUUUAUUUACUUACAUAUUUUAUAUAUAGUGAUAAUAAUUCUAAGUGGAAUUUUAAUGUUUCUAAGAAGAAUUUAUUUUUGUUGUAUUUAUUGUUACUUGCAAUGUUACUUUUUAUGGAUAUAGGUGGCUUCUUCCAUAGUAAAUAUUAUUGUAUAAAAUCGCAUUUAUGUUGAGCAUAUACAUGAAAAGAUUAAUCAUGUUAAGAACAAAUCAUUCCUGUAUGAAGUGUACGCGUGUUAAAUAAUUUACCUCUUUCUAGUCCAAUUUAUAAAGGGCAAAGGGUUCAAAUGAAUUAUACUUCCAUUUUUAUUCCAAAGUAUUUUAGAAAUCAAAAUUUAUAUGUGAUAUUGUUAUGUGAUUAAUAUUUUAACAGAGUAUAUUAAAAAAAUGUAUCAAUAGUACUUAAGGUAAAAUAAUUGCGUAAAUUAUUUUAUUCUGUAUUUUAAUAUUUGACGCUUGAAUGAAUAGUAAACAUUGUAUAAUUAUUUAAUACCAUAUUCAAGAAUCGUUGUUACGAUUUUUAUUGAAAUUAAAUAAUUACGAGCAUUAUUUGAAAUCUUCGCGCGGUUGCCGACUAAAAAUCAGUGGCGCCAUCUAUUGGUUUGUCCCCGAAGCUCCGAUUUUUAACAGGAUCACAGAACAGCCGAGGAAGUGGCACAAAUCGCGGAUGUUAGUGCGAGAGAGAAAGGAAUAUGUGCGACUGAUUUCUAGUCUGUAACCGCGCGAGGAUUUCAAAUAAUGCUCGUAAUUAUUUAAUUUCAAUCAUAAUCACAACGACGGUCAACGAUGGUCCUUGAAUGUUGUUAUUGUACUACACUUUACACCAGGAGUGUUGAAGUGCAUAAAUUGUUCGUAGGAAAUCAGUAAACAAUCGAAUAAUUCAAAUAUUAAGGAAAACAGACCGCUGUAAAAACACUUUUGAUAAAGGUAUAUUUAGGAAAUGUUUAUAAAGAAACUAGGCGAUGAAUUAUGUUCAAACUUUCAGUAUGUUUUAUUGAGCAUAUAAAUAAACAAAAACUGGUCUUACAAUGUCAUUAACAUGGAGUCAUUUGAUUUAACAAUGUGUACAAGUGAACAAAAAAUUGUCUUAAACUAGAUACUUAUGGUACUUACAGAUUUCUUAUAAUUGAUUUGUUAAUGAACUUUAGGUGAACGUUACGCGAAUGUGUCUUUCUAAAUGGAUUUUACUGUUUUUUGUACUUUUGUUUCCUUCUUCGAAAAUCGCUUUAUAGUAUUCUCGGUUUGUGCAAAAGAAGAAGGUGUUCAAUGUACUUGUACCAUACUUUAUGUAGGCUAUUUUGUAUAACAAAUAUGCGAUGCAAUAUACUUUUCAAUAUGAA